This is a messenger RNA of Brachypodium distachyon (stiff brome), 480 nucleotides long. The record is from the annotation of a RefSeq genome assembly. NCBI's taxonomy places the organism in Eukaryota, Viridiplantae, Streptophyta, Magnoliopsida, Poales, Poaceae.
AUGCAGCAGGGUUGGUUAUCUAAUUGGCUAGUCAAACAUAAGGUGGUUCAUAGAUCUUUGGGCUUUGAUCACCGAGGAAUAGAGACUUUACAAAUAAAAGCGGGGGAUUGGGAUUCCAUUGCUGUCAUUUUAUACGUAUAUGGUUACAAUUAUUUACGCUCCCAAUGUGCUUAUGAUGUAGCACCCGGUGGAUCUUUAGCUAGCGUGUAUCAUCUUACGAGAAUACAGUAUGGCAUAGAUAACCCAGAAGAAGUAUGCAUAAAAGUCUUUGCCCAAAAGGAUAAUCCUAGAAUUCCGUCUGUCUUCUGGAUUUGGAGAAGUGCCGAUUUUCAAGAACGCGAAUCUUAUGAUAUGGUGGGAAUCUCUUAUGAUAAUCAUCCGCGCCUUAAACGUAUCCUAAUGCCUGAAAGUUGGGUAGGCUGGCCCUUACGUAAGGACUAUAUAACCCCCAAUUUCUAUGAAAUACAAGAUGCUCAUUGA